Molecule: messenger RNA, 672 nt
Organism: Chroicocephalus ridibundus (black-headed gull)
Lineage: Eukaryota; Metazoa; Chordata; Aves; Charadriiformes; Laridae
Gene: RPL35A
Product: ribosomal protein L35a
Exons: 4
Coding region: 92-637 (181 amino acids)
Biological process (GO): cytoplasmic translation; ribosomal large subunit biogenesis
Cellular component (GO): cytosolic large ribosomal subunit; ribosome
Molecular function (GO): structural constituent of ribosome
Source: RefSeq, a predicted model, not a curated record
GAGGGCGGGAUGGCGCCGAUGUGCGGCGGAUGGUCCCGGCCCCGGGUUGAGGCCCGGGGCUGAGGCGCUUAGAGCCUCCCGUUCUGUGGGGAUGCGGAGGGGUCCCCUUCCCUCCCCCGUGAGGCGGAGCCCGUCCUGGGGAGGCUGGCGGCCCUUGUCACCGUGCUGUGGGUGGAUGUUCUGGCCCCCGGGUCGGGCCUGCGGCAGCUCCCCCUGGCUGGGCUGCACAGAGCGGCCGGCCUGGGAGGCUCAUGGCUUGUGUGUCGUUUCUAGGCUGCUGGGACCAGGGCUUCAGGAGGACACCAUGACCGGGAGGCUGUGGUGCAAGGCCAUUUUUGCUGGCUACAAACGUGGCCUCCGAAACCAGCGGGAGCACACUGCCCUUCUGAAAAUAGAAGGCGUUUAUGCACGUCAGGAGACAGACUUCUACUUGGGCAAGAAGUGUGCCUAUGUAUACAAAGCUAAAAACAACACUGUAACCCCCGGCGGCAAGCCCAACAGGACACGAGUGAUCUGGGGGAAGGUAACGCGCGCCCAUGGGAACAGUGGCAUGGUUCGUGCCAAGUUCCGUUCCAACCUUCCUGCCAAGGCCAUUGGACACAGAAUCCGGGUGAUGCUGUAUCCAUCUAGGAUCUAAAUUUUUAUUGGAAAUAAAAUGGAGAAUCUGUUUAA